AUGAAGCGCUACACGUACCUCGACGGUAAACGCAAGUCGGCCAGCAAGCCAGAGGCCAAGAAGAAGCGCGAAGCUCUAUCAACCACCUUCCAAUGCCUGUUCUGCAACCACGAGAAUUCUGUCUCGGUCAAAAUCGACAAGAAAGCCAGCACUGGUGAACUGACCUGCAAGGUCUGCGGACAAACAUUCCAAACCGUGACCAACUGUACGUUUACAGGAACAAAGAAGAGAAUUGCCACAUGCAGGAACUUCAAUAACACCUAUCCUGCAGAUCUCAGCGCGCCCAUCGACGUGUACUCGGAUUGGGUAGAUGCUUGCGAUGCUGUAGCCAAACAAGCCGGCGACAGCACAUCGCAGCCGAGAAGAGACACAUACAGUGGCACUGCAUCACAAUCGCGCUCGCAGGCUCAAGGAGCUGCUGCCAAUACUGCAGCCGACGACGGCUUCAUCGACGACGACGAGCUUGAUGCAGAGGCAGAUUACGCCGACGAGUAA
Molecule: messenger RNA, 495 nt
Organism: Aureobasidium musti
Lineage: Eukaryota; Fungi; Ascomycota; Dothideomycetes; Dothideales; Saccotheciaceae
Source: the annotation of a GenBank genome assembly